UUGGGCGCGACUCAAAGAAAGCAUUACCAAUCCCCCUAUCCAUAACUCCACCAUCGUCUUCCCUUCCCUUCCCUUUACAUUCUAAUGGCCGCUGCCGCUACCACAACCACCACCUUCCAGAGAACACCCACCCUCCAUCUGCCCCUAACACCAAAUCGCUUUACCAGCUACUCCAAGUUCUCUUCUGCAUCUUUUCAACGCAGCAGACAGUCAUGGCCAACACAACUUCCCCUUAUGUCCUCCAACUCCUCAAUCUCUCCCUCUUAUAAGUUAUCUCGUCUCCCAGUUGGCUUCUUCUUCUGCUCCGCUUCUUCACACGACGAAACCCUUGUGACUGAAGAUGAAAAGGGCGUCGCCACCGAAGAAUUUCAAUCCCAGCCGGAGGAUACAGAAGACGCUACUGUAGAGGUUGACUCAAGCGAGAGUGAUGGUAGUGAAGUGGAAGAAUCGCCUGCAUCCAUUUUAGCAUCACUACAGUCAUACAAAGAGGCAUUGGCAGAUAAUAACGAGUCAAAAAUAGCUGAAAUUGAAAGUCAUUUGAAGUCAAUUGAAGAUGAAAAGUUGGUUUUAGAAAGACAAGUGGCAACACUAUCGGAUGAGCUUUCAACUGCAAAAGAUCGAGUUCUUAGGAUAAGUGCAGAUUUUGACAAUUUCAGGAAAAGGACAGAAAGGGAACGUGUCACAUUGGUAGCAAAUGCUCAAGGUGAAGUUGUUGAGAGUCUUUUGGCUGUUCUGGACAACUUUGAAAGAGCUAAAGCACAAAUAAAAGUGGAGGGUGAAAAAGAGGAGAAAAUUAAUAACAGCUACCAGAGUAUAUACAAGCAAUUUGUGGAGAUUUUAGGCUCUCUUGGUGUUGUUUCUGUGGAAACAACCGGACAACCAUUUGAUCCAUUGCUGCAUGAAGCAAUUAUGCGUGAGGAGUCAACCGAAUAUGAAGAAGGUGUGGUAAUUCAAGAAUUUCGCAAAGGGUUCAGAAUUGGUGAGAGGCUUUUGCGUCCAUCAAUGGUGAAAGUUUCUGCUGGGCCAGGACCUGGAAACACUGAAUCAGUGGGCCCAUCAGAACCGGAGGGUCAAGCUCCAGAAGAAGAAGAAGAAGUCCAAUCAGAAUCAUCUGCAGCUCAGGAAGAAUGAAUGAUAAGAGAGAGUUAUUAUAUAAAUUCAGUUAGUGAACCUGAACCCAUUAUUUUACUUUGCAGGAGGGGUGUGUCGUGCCUUUGCCUCCUGUAGUUAGGGAUUGAAAUCGGUCUUUUUGCAAACAACUGUCAUUAUAAUGCUUUUCUGUUAUACUUUUGACAUAUUUUUGGUUCCAUGUUCCUUAA
This is a messenger RNA of Lactuca sativa (garden lettuce), 1319 nucleotides long. Its product is annotated as Co-chaperone GrpE family protein. Lineage: Eukaryota; Viridiplantae; Streptophyta; Magnoliopsida; Asterales; Asteraceae. The record is from RefSeq and is a predicted model, not a curated record. Gene Ontology annotation, molecular function: protein homodimerization activity; protein-folding chaperone binding; adenyl-nucleotide exchange factor activity. Gene Ontology annotation, biological process: protein folding. Gene Ontology annotation, cellular component: chloroplast.